Molecule: messenger RNA, 966 nt
Organism: Chrysochloris asiatica (Cape golden mole)
Lineage: Eukaryota; Metazoa; Chordata; Mammalia; Afrosoricida; Chrysochloridae
Gene: PRPS2
Product: phosphoribosyl pyrophosphate synthetase 2
Exons: 7
Coding region: 1-966 (321 amino acids)
Biological process (GO): purine nucleotide biosynthetic process; ribonucleoside monophosphate biosynthetic process; 5-phosphoribose 1-diphosphate biosynthetic process
Cellular component (GO): ribose phosphate diphosphokinase complex; cytoplasm
Molecular function (GO): magnesium ion binding; ribose phosphate diphosphokinase activity
Source: RefSeq, a predicted model, not a curated record
AUGCCCAACAUUGUGCUCUUCAGCGGUUCCUCGCACCAGGAUCUGUCCCAGAGCGUGGCCGAACGGCUGGGCCUGGAGCUGGGCAAGGUGGUCACCAAGAAGUUCAGCAACCUGGAGACCAGUGUGGAGAUCGGUGAGAGCGUGAGAGGGGAGGAUGUCUACAUCAUCCAGAGUGGCUGCGGAGAAAUCAAUGACAACCUGAUGGAGCUCCUCAUCAUGAUCAACGCCUGCAAAAUCGCAUCCUCAUCCAGGGUGACGGCUGUGAUCCCAUGCUUCCCGUACGCCCGCCAAGAUAAAAAGGACAAGGUAGGCGAGAGCCGGGCUCCGAUUUCUGCGAAGCUUGUGGCCAACAUGCUCUCGGUGGCUGGGGCUGACCACAUCAUUACCAUGGACCUUCAUGCCUCGCAGAUACAGGGCUUCUUUGACAUUCCCGUGGAUAACUUGUAUGCGGAGCCUGCGGUCCUGCAGUGGAUCCGAGAGAACAUUGCUGAGUGGAAGAGCUGCAUCAUCGUCUCCCCAGAUGCAGGCGGAGCCAAAAGGGUGACAUCUAUUGCGGACAGGUUGAAUGUAGAGUUUGCUUUGAUUCACAAAGAGAGGAAGAAGGCAAACGAGGUGGAUCGGAUGGUUCUGGUGGGUGACGUGAAGGACCGUGUGGCCAUCCUGGUGGACGACAUGGCCGACACCUGCGGCACAAUAUGCUAUGCUGCCGACAAGCUACUUUCAGCUGGAGCCACCAAAGUCUAUGCUAUCCUGACCCAUGGAAUCUUCUCUGGGCCGGCCAUUUCCAGAAUCAAUAAUGCUGCCUUUGAGGCGGUGGUCGUCACAAACACAAUUCCGCAAGAGGACAAAAUGAGACACUGCUCCAAGAUUCAGGUAAUUGACAUUUCCAUGAUAUUGGCGGAGGCCAUCCGGAGGACACACAACGGUGAAUCCGUGUCUUACCUGUUCAGCCAUGUUCCCUUAUAA